Arabidopsis lyrata subsp. lyrata is the source of this 3023-nucleotide messenger RNA. Its product is annotated as protein IQ-DOMAIN 32. NCBI's taxonomy places the organism in Eukaryota, Viridiplantae, Streptophyta, Magnoliopsida, Brassicales, Brassicaceae. The record is from RefSeq and is a predicted model, not a curated record. The coding region runs from base 267 to 2645 and encodes 792 amino acids. Gene Ontology annotation, molecular function: protein binding. The transcript has 6 exons.
AAUGUGACUCACGAGAGAGAUCUGACAGUGACAGCGUUAUAUCGCUUUAAUUUGGGCACCUCAACGGACAGAAGAGAAAGACUGGCGGAUUCCAAAUCCGAGACUUAACCGUAUUUUAAUGCUUCGCCUUUGAGUUCCGGCUUUGCCUUUUGCUCCAAUUUCCAACGACACCACUACUAGUCUAGUCUCUCUGUGUUUGUUUUAUUUACUACUGAUCCAACACACCAGAAGAUAAAACGGUCUGCUUCUUCUAAGAGCCACCAGUCAUGGGAAGAUCUCCAGCUUCUUCUUGUCUCCGUCUCAUCUCUUGCUCCGGCGGUGAUGAUGCCUCCGAUCCUAACUCCACCGCCGUCGAGAACAAGAGCUCUGGUGAUAAGCGUGGAUGGAGUUUCAGGAAGAAAUCUGGGAAACAGCGAGGGUUGAUUACUAGUGUAGUCUCUGAAACUGCUCCUGCUUCUAGGACUAGAGAAACUCUUGAAUCUGCUCUCCUUAAAUCUCCGUCUCCUGAUAAUAACAAUGUUUCUGAAAAGCAGCAGCAGUCAUUCUCUGUUGAUGAGAAGAAGAGUCAAUUACCUGCUGUUACCUAUGUGGCUGAACCUGUGGAUGAGAAAAAAACACAGUUCGUUGAGGAGAAGACUGAGCUGUCGUCAGUGGAGGAACAGAUUGAUCACAGAACUGAGGUGUCGCCUGUUAUUGUGGAAUCAAAAGGGACUGAAACUGAGGAAGAUGAUUUGAUUGGAACUGAAUUGCAAGGACCAAUUGCUGCUGAUGCAGCUAAGAUAGAGAAAGAUGUUACUUCUGAGGUUGAAAUUGCUAGUAAGGUUGAGCCGGAAGAAUCUGAAACCGAUGAUGUGAUUAUUAUCAGUAAAGAAAGUGAUGAAAAUGUUGAUGAGAUGCUGGAUGAGUCUGUUGUCGUGGUCAUCCAAGCUGCUAUUCGUGGAUUCUUGGCGCGAAGAGAGCUUCUGAGGCGCAAGAAAGUUAUUAAACUUCAAGCUGCAGUUCGUGGCCACCUGGUUAGGAGCCAGGCCAUGGGAUCACUGCGUUGUGUCCAAGCUAUUGUCAAAAUGCAGGCGAUGGUUCGUGCUCGUCAUUCCACAAAAGAUGUUAGCCGUGUUUCAGCAAUCUCGGAUAAGGCGGAAGGAAAUGCAGCUGCACAAAAACUUCUCGAAAACAAGUUUGCUAAGCAUCUAAUGGAGUCAACUCCCAAGACAAAACCAAUCAGCAUUAAAUGUGAUCCAACAAAACCUAGUUCUGCUUGGAACUGGUUGGAGAGGUGGAUGUCUGUUCCAAAACCUGAGAAGACUUCGAAAGCAGAUUUGACAACGGAAGAGCAACAGUUGGAAGAAACACAGAAUGUUAAAGUAUCACCUCAAGUUGACUUUGUGAACUCAGACUCAACGGUAGAGACCAAAACGGAAGCUGAUUUGUCAAGCUAUGAAGCAAGUAAGCUAGCAGGUCAGCAUGUGGAGCUAUCUGAAACAGAAAAAAUGAGCCAAUAUGAUUCACCAGAAGCAUCAGCGGAGGUUUAUUAUGACUCAAUCCAGUCUCAGCCACUUGCUGCUAAGGAACCAGAUUCUUUGCUCGAAGAGCCUGAAUAUGUGGAUGGACAGCUUAAACAUUCUUUGAAGCGUAAGGUUAGCAACCCUUCUUUCAUUGCCGCACAGUCGAAGUUUGAGGAACUAACUUCAUCUACUGGUUCAAACAAAGCAAUGACGCUGUCUCCUAAAGAUGGUGUUUCGGGUGAAGAAGGCAAAACAGAUAUAGAUUCACACACUACAAACACUAAAAAGGAUCACUCUCUGGAAGAUGUUACUCCAGCUGAGCUCAGUGGAUCCGAGUGUGGCACCGAACUCUCUGUAACUUCUUCUCUUGACUCACUUGAGAAGAAGUCAGACGCUGAAGGUGCAGAGCCCAGGGUAGAAGCUAAGCUUUUAGAGGAUGACAGUUUUAAAACAGACCAAGCAGAGUUGAUAGAAAUUGAUGUUAAAGACGCAACGUCAUUGGGUAUUUUAGAGGACCCUAAGGAGAAAGUUGAGAAUGCUAAGGACGAAGUUGAAAUCUCAGUGACACAGCAUGAAUCGGUUGUUAGUACACCAGAUUCCAAAAAGAGACGGGCUGAAGAUGAAUCAGGGCCUCAAGCUUCCACGUUAUCUGAGGGAGCUUUAACUCCGAUGACAAUCACUGAAUCUCAGGCAACGCCGGCAAGCCAAGCAUCUUCUUCAGUCAAAGCAAGAAAGGGAAAAUCCGAAAAGAGUGGUUCGAGCCAAAAGAGGAAAGUUAGCAAGAAAAUAACAUCAAGCCCGAAACAGGAAAUUGGUAGUGGUGAGGCUACAGAACAAGAAGAAGGGAAAGAACAGAAAAGCGUGAGAAGAAAUUCUUUUGGGUAUGAUCAAGAAGCAAGAGAAAGCAGCGGAGGCAAGAACUCUCUUCCUCGGUUCAUGCAGCCAACACAGUCGGCGAAAGCCAAGGUUCAAGAACAUAACUCACCAAGAUCAAGCCCUGAUCUUCAAGAAAGAGAUGUUGUUUCGGCCAAGAAGAGACAUUCGUUGCCUGGUGUUACCAAUGGGAAACAAGUUUCUCCUAGAAUCCAACGGUCUGCGUCUCAAGCACAACCGGGAACAAAGGACAGAAAAUGGCAGAGGUGAAAGCUGACCCGAGUGUGACAGAAACCGGAGAAGACAAAAAGCUUAGAAGACUUUCGGUGUUUCGCAAAAAUUCGAUUAUUGGUAUGUUUUUUCAGGACAACAAUCCUUAACUCUAGUUUCAAACGACCAAAAGUGACAGAAGUGCAGAGGAAGAACGAAGAGUGGAGGAUAGUCUCUUUGUAUAGAAUCGUUUUUUUCUUCUUUCUUUAUAAAAAAAAAUUGUUUGAUUUUUGUGGCUAAAGGAUUUUAUUUGAUUUGGUUUGGUGUUGGUUUUUUCGGACAUAACCUCCUCAACUGAAAAUGAAGCUUGUCGUGAACAAUGGAUUAUGACUUCAAUUUUAAAAGUCGUGUAAUAAUAUCUUCUUGGUUAUUGUUUCA